Microdochium trichocladiopsis is the source of this 1406-nucleotide messenger RNA. RefSeq lists its product as uncharacterized. The record is from RefSeq and is a predicted model, not a curated record. Bases 156 to 1340 code for a protein of 394 amino acids. The transcript has a single exon. NCBI's taxonomy places the organism in Eukaryota, Fungi, Ascomycota, Sordariomycetes, Xylariales, Microdochiaceae.
UUUGAGACGAGACGAUUUCUUCGAUAACGAUACCCCCGUGUACACCACUUUCCUUGCGUAGUCGACCUCUUGUUUUCCUUUUCGCAGCAACCAUUGAUACCCGGUCUCCCUGGACCUCCACUUCGUAGCAAGGCGUUCCGGACUUUGAUUGGGACAUGGACGAACCGAGUUGGCAAUGGCCGGCCUGGAAGUUUGGGAUGAAGAGGGAGGACCUCUUCACCAAACUCCAUGACCAGUACAAUACCAUCCCCUCCAGCAUCCAGGACCCCGAGGCUUUCCACCACGACGUCUACGAGAUCUCGACGACGGCCAGCUCUCCUACAGAGUUCCACCGUCUCCUGGCCGAGCGCAAGGCGCUCCGUCUGCGGGAGCUCAACGAGUCGCUCGAGUCUGCCGCCGUCGAGAUCAUCGCCAACCCCGACCUGAUUGGCACCGAGCAGUGGCAGCACGCCAUCCAGCUCUUUCGCACACGCUCGCUGGACUCCCUCGUGAGGUACUACUCGUCAUAUCUACCCGACGAGCACCCAUGGAGGACGUCAAACCACACAACCGCGACCGCCCAAGUCCCUGUCGACGACGUAUACAUCUUUGACAGCUCUGACGACGACAUAUAUGAUCGCGUCACCUAUGAACCCAAACACAUCACCACCGACAUUCCCGCAAGCCACAUGCCUCUCUCACCGCGGUCCUCGACGAUGUCGUCAGACCUCUCCGGCUCUGCGCUCUCGCCUAUUGAGCUCUCUGACUCUGAGCUCGCUUUUGAUCUUGCGACGCCAUCGCGAGCCGCGUCUUACGCGGACACUGAGAAUGACUUGGUGUUUUCCGCGACCUUGACGGCGUACGACGAUGAGGAAGACUUCUCCCAGACGGAUGACCACCUGUCGCCUCCGACAUCUGUCUCAGACUAUGACGAGACGCGGUCACUCCCUGACACCUCUGCAUCAUAUACCGAUGAUGAGGUGCCCACCACUUCUUGUUCCUUCACACCUGCCGCGUGUGAUGAGACUGACGAUGGUGGUUCAGAGUCGGAAACCCCGACGCCUCGCAAAGAGGCGCCCUCAGACUCGUAUCUCUCGUGUCGGUCGGCGGGCAACAAGUUCUCCACGUCAUCAUCAGCGUCGAGCGCAGCGAUGCGACGAAGUCAGUCUGCAUCGUCGUUGUAUACGCAGGUUCUUGCCGAGUACGUGCGCGGCCACCCACGCAGGAGUCAUCGCGACGCUAGCCCGGGAGGUUUCCACGGCAGCGGCAGCAGAAGGAGGAGUCCUGAGCUUGGUCGAGUACAGAAGCCGUCGACAGAGUUCUCAGUAUUCCGGUCAAAGUAUCGGCGGAGGGCGGAUUGAGUCCAGCUGGACUUUCAAGUGUACAUACUUGAUGAACAUAGCGAUGUCUUUUAGCGAUAUACCUUC